ACAUGACCAAACAAGCUCGUUUAUCUUUCGCUUCACUACCGACAAUUUUUCACGAUUUCGCGCGUAAUCUGUAACUGGAUGAACGUCAGAUAGUCGGAAUCUAAUCUUCAAAUUCUAUGGAACCAUUAAAUUAUAAUGUGAACAAUAUGAAGAAUUGUGAAUAAAAAAAAUAAGGGAUAUUCAAUCUCAGUAACCGUCAAUCGUUUCUAUUUUGAGCUAAUAAACAAAUCAAAGUGUAUUAGGCCAAAUUUCCAGCAUCUAUUUCGACGUUUUCCUCUUAGAUGAUCCUCUGAAUGCCGAAACGUCGGAAAAGCGCUACAGCUGAAUCGGGAUGUGGAGCUGGCAUAGAAUAUAGCGAUGGCUUUGAGGACAAGGAUGGUAAAAUAGAGGAAAGUAAACAAGAAUUAAAAGAGGAAAAUCUUACACAGCAACCAGUACGUUGCAGUUCUAGACGACUAAAGAAACCAAAAAAAUCUGAUGCUGUAACUUCUUCAUUGUCACCAACUAGAAAACUAACAACUAGCGAAGUAAAACAGACAAAUAACACAAACGGUGCUAUUCAGCCAGGUACAAAAUCUCAACCUCAAUUAUGGUCUUGCGAUGACCAAGCAGCUUUUUUUGAAGCCUUAAAUGACAACGGAAGAAAUUUUGAUAAAAUAUUGGCUUAUAUCAAUAGUAAACAAAAGAAGAAAAAUGAAGAUUUAAAAAGUCGUGAGCAGAUAAGACACUACUAUUAUAGAACAUGGCAUAAAGUUAGUAAAUUUCUGGAAAUACACAAAUCCAAAGACGUGAAUUGUAAAGCAGUCGAACUUUAUGGAAUGAUUAAUUAUGGAGAAUUUAAACGUCGUGUAGGAUAUUUAAAUAAGAAAAACGCAUUUAAAUUUAAUGAAUUAGUACAACAAGGAAGUUGCAAUGUUAAAAAUGUUCGUAAAGGAAAAGGUUGCUUUUUACGAAUUAAGACACCUACGUGUAAAGCCUUACGAAACCUACACAAGCAGGAUCUAACUGAUGGAGAUGAAAAGGAAAGUGGGCAUCCAGAUAUCAUAGUCAUCGAAUUAUUGCCUAGAAAUACUCAAUGCUGGAUUAAAGUUCAACAAAAAUCCUAUAAUCCUCGAUUAAGAUUAAAUUUGCAGUCAAAACAAAGUUUAUCAAGUAUUAUAAGUUUUAUAGAAAGAAGGUGGAAUUUUCAAUUGUCUAGUAACGAAGAAUUACGAUUAUUUCCUAAAGAAGGUGCAGAAUUGCAUUCCUAUAUGGCCAUACAACAUAUUGAUUUUAGUCAAAAAAAUGUAAAUUUCUCCCUGAAAUUAUAUAAGGACACAUGUGCCGAUGGCAAUGUUAGGCAAACGUCGAAGAAAAGUAAGAAACAGACGACAUCUACAAAAAUUCAAUUAUCUGAAAAUAAUGACAACGAUCCUGUUGAGAAAAACGGAACUGAUGAAAAUGAAAACACAGAAAAAGAUCGAUUUGUGAAUAUAUUAACAAAAAAACUAAAAGACUUAGAGAAAGAUUACAAUAGUUAUGAGGACAGUUUUGAAGAAAAAGUCAACGAUAUCAAAUUAAAUGGAUGGAAUAAGGAGAACGGCAAAGAUUAUACGGCCCUGCAAUUAUGGUACAUGCUAAAGAAACCUGAUCAAAUUCACUUAGAAUAUGACUUUAUAUCGACUGACAAAGACAAAGUAGCAAUUCGAAGUAGUUUAUUGAAGGCUCUUAUACCUCUAGCAACGUCUUACAAAGAAUCAUUUUCAGAGAUUGAAAAUGAAAAAUGUCCAUGCGGAAGAGAAUAUCCCCAGACUUUAAAUAUGUUGCAAGAUUAUAACAAUGUCUCAACAGACGGUGUCUUCAAAAGUCCAAAAGUGCCCAAGCCUAGGGGCAGAAAAAAGAAUAAACGUGAAGAAGAUGUGUCAUUUAAAGCGCCUUUGCCAAUACAAGCCUCGCCAUUGACUCCUGUAUCCCCUCAGCAGGACAUAUCUAUAUCUUUGCCUCUAAGGAAAGGAUGUAAAAAGACUCUACCGAAACCGAAUAAUAGGAAAUUACUGCCCGCUGUCAGAUCUCAAACUCAACAGCAAACACUGGUAGGAGUGCAAAUCGUUGAUUCCGAUGGGACGCCGAAAAUAGUAUUAUUACCACAAAAUACUAUUGCUGCUGUUUCCCCUCAAGUAAAUCAACAAUCUACUACAAACAUGACACCGUCUCCGAAUAUGCAGUCUCAGCAAAUUACAAACAAGGAACAAUCUGCUUUACCACCUGAAUUACCGGUCAAGGAGGCAUCUAUGAAUAAUAAACUAGAGGAUCAAACACCCAACAGGGAAGUGCUGGUGGCAAACAACGAUUCAAUUUCCUUAUCAACAUUAUUAGAUCUAAAUUUCACAAAUGACGAGGGUGUUAAUGGAGUCAGCGACAACAGCAUACAAACUAUUCUGGCCUCUGCAGACAUAGAUCCGAAACUAUUACAUCAGUUGUCGCCACAAAAGAUGCCGAAUUAUCGUUCAAACUUAAAUACUCCCGUAAAAGUCGAUACUGAUCAGCUAAAUAGUUCCCGAAAUUUAACAUUCACUCUUCCCAGUGGCUCAAAUUUUAGUGUUUCACAAAUGUUGGGAGAUAGUUCAAGAGACUCACUCAUUAAAACUUCAGAUGUUGAUGCAGUCAUGAAUGAAAACAGUCUUGAUUAUACAGCGAAAUUCUUUGAUUUGGCAUCGCAAAUCAAUUGUUCAAAUGAGGGCACGAAGGGUAAUAUCACAUGA
Molecule: messenger RNA, 2741 nt
Organism: Dimorphilus gyrociliatus
Lineage: Eukaryota; Metazoa; Annelida; Polychaeta; Dinophilidae
Source: the annotation of a GenBank genome assembly